ACUUAGUCUAUGCCGAUAUAUGUUAUAUAGGGACGUAUUAAUAAUAAGGGAAUUAUGAAGGUUAUAAGUUCAUAAGAUAUGGUUUUAAUAUAUUAGAGAAAGAACCGGUGUAUUAUUUUAUUACCUAUAUAUAUAUUAUAUAUGAAAUGUUUUAGGUGUGACAUAACGGCAAUGAAUGUACCAUACCAUGUUUAGAUGUGGAUAAAGGGGAGUGAACAAUGGGAUGUGGUGGAAGUAAAACUAAAAAUCAUAAACAUUUGAUCAGUUUAUUAACAGAAGAUGAUAAACAUAAUUUACAACAUUCCUGGAGACAUUUUACAUCGCAAGAUGUUGUAGAAGGUGGAAUGGACAUAUUCUUUUAUAUAUUUAAGAAACAUCCUGAAGUAAAGGAGUUGUUUCAUUUUGUCGGUAAUGGAGAAACCAGCGAGUCGCUUAAAUCAAAUCACAGAUUUCGUUCCCAUGUUGGUUUAUUCUGUGAAACUAUUCGUAUUGCUGUAGAAGAAAUACGAGACUUAGAAGAUAUUCUGAUAUUUUUACGAGAUCUAGGAAAUAAACAUAAUCUUUAUGGUGCUACACCUAAAUAUAUAGAGACGGCAGGGGAAGGAAUAAAUCACGCUCUACGGAAAAGACUUGGAAAGAAAUUUACCAGUGAGGUCGAGUCAUCGUGGAAUAAAUUCUAUAAAAUUUUAGCUGCUUCUAUGAUAAAAGGAAUGCAAGAAGACAAAGUGACUAUUAGUUGAUAAUUGUACUUAAAUACCCGAACUUCUACUAAAUGUGUGCUUGAUCCGAAUGUUAGAGUGUUAUGGAAACAGACUAAAACCCAACCAAAAUGUUUUUAUUGUCGUAGCGCGAUAAUCCCCAAACUGGAUAUUUUUCAAACUUAAUCAAUUGUAACUUAAACUGGACAUUUACUAUAAAUCUGCGAAUGUCC
Molecule: messenger RNA, 931 nt
Organism: Patella vulgata (common limpet)
Lineage: Eukaryota; Metazoa; Mollusca; Gastropoda; Patellidae
Product: hemoglobin subunit beta-1
Exons: 4
Coding region: 219-740 (173 amino acids)
Molecular function (GO): heme binding; oxygen binding
Source: RefSeq, a predicted model, not a curated record